UGUAAUCUAUGGGUCUACACUGCAGGCUUUGCAAUCUAUGAGGCCAAUAGCUUCUUUGGCGUCAUGAAAGUAUUGUUCCUAUUUUUCAACAUGUACUGGACCCAAUAUGUAAUAAUCUAUAUCUGCUAUAGCACAAGUUCCGGUCUUUUUGCUGCCUGGUAUUUCUUUGCCAACGAAGACUUUUCAAACAUGCCACCAAAUCCAUGCCUUUCAUCAUUUUCAAGAGCCAUGACCACAUCAUUUGGAAGUAUUGCACUAGGUUCGUUGAUUGUAUGUGCCAUAACAACAUUGGAGAUGCUCUGCAGGAUGUUUGCAAGAUUACCCGGACUUCGUUUCUUUUUUAAUUUGUUGGCUAAUAUCUUGUGCUGCUUUAAUCGUAUACUAUUCACCUUUAACGUUUACUCUUUCUCGAUGGUUGCUAUAUACGGUGAAUCCUACUGCACAUCCGCCAGAAAGACCUUUACUUUGAUGACCAACAACCCCACCAAGCUAACUGUAGCCCAUAACUUUAUGUACAUUACUACACUGGCCAUAUCAUUAUCGAUAUCGUUUAUCGUUGUCUUUAUUGUAGUAAUGAUAUUGUCUGCCUUGAAAAUUAACGAAAUUUGGUUAAAUUCCCAGAUCAUUUUAUUGGUAUUAAUCAUUUGGAAGCCAUUUGAUGUUAUUUUUUCCGGCGUAAUCACUACCGUAAUGUGUCUAAUCUCUGAACCACUUGUUUUGCAAAAUAAUAAACCAAAUAUAUUCUAUGACUUGAAUCAAAUUGAUUUUAAUUAAAAUAGUAAAUAAAAAUAAAUCACAAUAAUUUUUUAAAAUUUU
Dictyostelium purpureum is the source of this 816-nucleotide messenger RNA. RefSeq lists its product as uncharacterized. Lineage: Eukaryota; Evosea; Eumycetozoa; Dictyosteliales; Dictyosteliaceae. Gene Ontology annotation, molecular function: transmembrane transporter activity. Gene Ontology annotation, cellular component: plasma membrane. The coding region runs from base 64 to 774 and encodes 236 amino acids. The record is from RefSeq and is a predicted model, not a curated record. The transcript has a single exon. Gene Ontology annotation, biological process: transmembrane transport.